Paramecium pentaurelia is the source of this 872-nucleotide messenger RNA. The record is from the annotation of a GenBank genome assembly. NCBI's taxonomy places the organism in Eukaryota, Ciliophora, Oligohymenophorea, Peniculida, Parameciidae.
AUGAAUCGACUCUUGAUUACAUAAACAGGUGAAUAAUUAAGAAGUGAAAUGAAGUAAUAAGUUUAACAAGAACGAACUGGUAAAAAAGUUAUAAAGAAGGAGAAGCGACUUCCAGAACUUAUUCGUUAACCCACAAAUUUAUUUAUUGAUACUGAAAGAGAUAAUAUAUUGUAUCAAAAAACUUUGUCAGAAGUUGCCCUUUCUAAUCUCAAUCGAGUAGCUAGUCUAAGUUUGUUGGGUCAGAAAAGUAAAAAUAAAUUAGAAACUCAUAUAAGGGAAGAGUUGAAUCUUCCAAAUAACUUUUAGUAUUUAAAUUAGAAUCUUGACAAACAGAUCAAUAAGAUUCUCUCAGAUAAGGGUAUAUUCUACCUUAUGUUAAAGAUUUGAAAACCAAGAGAAAAAGACAUCUUUUGACAGAAUUGAAACGUAUUGAAAAAAAAAGAACAACUUCCCAUAAUGAAGAUGUCUCAAUCUUUUCUUCUUGCAUUGAAGAUUAUGAUAAAAAUUAAAAGAUGACUGCGAUUAUCAAUGCAGAAGGCAAAUUAGCAUAAUUGACUAGAAGAUAUAGGUAAAAAGAAUUGAAUGAUUAAAAAUUAAAGUUGAAUCUAAAUAUUAGUUUAGAGAAGAUGUAAGAACGUAAACAUAUGUUAAUUGAUGCUAUUAAUCCUUUGAGUCCAACAUAGAUGAAAAUAAAUUCUUAGAGAUAAUUUGAUGAAAUGUUUUAUGAUAAUUCAUAAGAAAGAUUUCAUAAUAGAUUAUAAGAGAAACAUGUAAAAUCAAUUUGUUAGGUUUGGAGUUAAUAUUAAUUUCCAAAAUAAACAAAGCGUUGGACAUAAUUUAUUGAACAUGCAAAAUAACAGAAAAAAUAGUGA